AUGUUUAACCUAACAGUGAUAGGGUUUCUUUUAUUCAUGUUCUUGAGAGUACUAUUUUCUUGCUGGAUUUUGCCUGUUUUUGUAUAUCAGAAGAUUAAGAGAAGUGGGUUUCGAGGUCCAACUCCAAUAUUUCCUUUAGGGAAUAUUAGUGAGAUGAAGAAUAAGAAGAAGAACAGGAGUAAUUCAUCAGUUGGAUGCUCACGUAUAUCCCAUGAUAUACACUCAACUCUCUUUCCCUACUUUGCUCGGUGGCAACAGUCGUAUGGAAAAGUGUUCAUCUACUGGCUGGGCACAGAGCCAUUUUUAUACAUUGCAGAUCCAGAAUUUCUUAAAAAAUUGUCUGCAGGGGUUAUAGGAAAGAGUUGGGGAAAACCAACUGUGUUUAAAAAAGACAGAAAACCCAUGUUUGGUGAUGGUCUAGUUAUGGUGGAAGGAGAGGAAUGGGUUCGUCUUCGGCACGUAAUCACUCCUGCAUUUUCUUGGGCCAAUUUGAAGCCUAUGAUAAGUCUGAUGGUGGAGUCGGCCUCUAAGAUGCUCGACAGGUGGAUUAGCCUCAUAAAUUCAGGCAACCAAGAAAUCGAUGUGGAAAGAGAGAUUAUAACAACAGCCGGUGAAAUAAUCGUUAAGACCAGCUUCGGUAUCAGCUACGAAGACGGCAGUGAAGUGUUAAAAAAAUUAAGUGCCAUGCAAGUUGCCCUUUUUAAGUACAACCGCUAUGUGGGUGUCCCUUUUAGCAAUUUUAUGAACCCUAAGCGAAACUUGGAGGCCAUAAAACUUGGAAAAGAAAUAGAUAGUCUACUUCUAUUGAUCAUAGCUGCUCGAAAAAAUUCCUGUAACCAGCAUCCUUCAAAAGACUUGAUGGGAUUAUUGCUGGAAGCAAACAAUGUAGACGAUCCGCGAGGGAAGACUUUAAAUUCAAGGGAACUAAUAGAUCAGUGCAAGACUUUCUUCUUUGGUGGCCAAGAAACCACGGCGUUGGCACUGUCCUGGAGUUUACUGCUUUUGGCCAUGAAUCCAGACUGGCAAAACCAGCUGAGAGAGGAGAUAAGAGAAGUAAUAGGAGAUAAAGAAGUGCAUUUCGAUUUGCUUGCUGGACUAAAGAAGAUGGGAUGGGUAAUGAAUGAGGUUUUGCGGCUAUAUUCACCGGCACCAAAUGCACAAAGGCAAACACGCCAAGAUAUUCGAGUUGAUGACCAAAUAGUCCGUAAAGGAACCAACUUGUGGAUUGAUGUGGUGGCCAUGCAUCAUGAUCCGGCUUUGUGGGGUGAUGAUGUGAAUGAGUUUAAGCCAGAAAGGUUUAGAGAUGAUCAACUAUAUGGUGGCUGCAAAAACAAGAUGGGUUUUUUGCCUUUUGGUUUUGGAGGGAGGAUGUGUGUUGCCAGGCAAUUGGCCAUGACUGAGUAUAAGGUUGUUUUAACCCUAAUUCUCUCAAGGUUUUCUGUGCACCUUUCCCCAACUUAUUGUCACUCUCCUAGUGUUUUACUCUCCUUGAGGCCGACCUAUGGGCUGCCUCUCAGAGUUCAACCCCUUUAA
Molecule: messenger RNA, 1533 nt
Organism: Pistacia vera
Lineage: Eukaryota; Viridiplantae; Streptophyta; Magnoliopsida; Sapindales; Anacardiaceae
Product: cytokinin hydroxylase-like
Exons: 4
Coding region: 1-1533 (510 amino acids)
Molecular function (GO): monooxygenase activity; heme binding; iron ion binding
Source: RefSeq, a predicted model, not a curated record